AUGAACGGCGCCGGCAUCAUAGAUCACUCUCCGAGUCAACCAGAUGCCGUUUCUCCAAUACCAGGCGCCUCAAACUUGAUCGUCAUUGACAAUUAUGACUCAUUUACCUACAAUGUCUACCAAUAUUUAGUCUUAGAAGGUGCAAAUGCCAAAGUCUACAGAAACGAUGAAAUCACUCUGAAAGAAAUCAUCGAUCUAGAACCAACGCAGCUAGUGAUAAGUCCCGGCCCGGGCAAUCCAGAGGAUGAUGCUGGCGUCAGUAAUGAAGCCAUCCGCUAUUUUGCUGGCAAGAUCCCUGUACUUGGUGUGUGUAUUGGAGAACAAUGUAUUUUCACUGUCUUUGGUGGCAAGGUCGAGAUGACCGGGGAGAUUCUUCACGGCAAGACAUCCCCUUUGAAGCAUGAUGGCAAGGGGCUAUAUGCAGGUCUCGGCCAGAAUCUGCCAGUCACACGGUAUCAUUCUCUGGCUGGGACUCACUUGACACUACCUGAUUGCCUGGAAUUAACCUCGUGGACUGAGCGACCGGGCGAUGGGAAAGGAAUCAUCAUGGGAGUGCGACACAAGGAAUUGCUCGUCGAGGGCGUACAAUUUCACCCCGAGAGCAUCCUGACAGCAGACGGAAGGAUGAUGAUACGAAACUUUCUCCAAAUGCGAGGCGGGACUUGGGAAGAGAAUAGACGUCUAGGGAAAGAAGUAUCCAAUUCGCAGGCGCUGGAACCCCCUGGCAAAACAACUUUGGUCAAUGGCACAGACCCGCCCGCGUCAAAGACUAAGCCAUCCAUUUUGCAAGAGAUUUUCGACGACCGUAAGAGGGUAUUUGAAGAACAAAAGAAAGUGCCCUCCUUCAGGCCCUCUGAUUUGCAAGCUAUCUAUGAUUUAAAUCUUGCCCCACCCCAAAUUCCUUUUGCUGAACGGCUUCGUCAAUCACCCUUCAAACUAUCACUCAUGGCAGAAGUCAAGCGUGCUUCACCCUCUAAAGGUGACAUCGCCCUGGACAUUUGUGCUCCUGCACAAGCGAAGGAAUAUGCUCUUGCAGGAGCGAGCGUCAUCUCAGUACUGACCGAACCACGAUGGUUCAAAGGGAGCGUUGAAGAUAUGCGGCAAGUGCGACAGAUCUUAGAAGGAAUGCCACAUCGUCCAGCCGUACUGCGGAAGGAAUUCAUCUUCGAGAAGUAUCAGAUCCUCGAAGCGAGAAUCAAUGGAGCGGAUACCGUUCUCCUGAUAGUCAAGAUGCUAAGUCGCGACGACCUGAAGAAGCUUUACUACUAUUCUCAAAGCCUAGGUAUGGAGCCUCUAGUCGAAGUCAAUACGGUCGAGGAAAUGGACAUCGCCAAAGAGCUUGGCGCAAAAGUCAUAGGGGUGAACAAUCGAAAUCUAACCAACUUUGAAGUCGACCUUGACACGACAAGUCGACUUAUGGAAGGCGUCUCCGAUGAUACCAUUGUGUGUGCGCUCAGCGGCAUCUCUGGGCCAGAGGAUGUCAAGGCUUAUCAAAGUAACAACGUGAAAGCUGUAUUAGUUGGUGAGGCUCUGAUGAAGGCACCGAAUGUCAACGACUUUGUUUUCAAUCUGCUCGGACGAUCAGAAGGAAAGGAGCAGUUCCUGAAAGCAGGAUUGAAUGUGAAGAUAUGUGGUACGAGAUCACCAGAAGCUGCCAAAGCCGCUAUCGAGGCUGGAGCCGAUCAGAUUGGUAUCAUACUGGUAGAAGGCAGAAGUCGUUGCGUUCCCAAAGAUGUGGCUUGCGAGAUUUCCAAGGUGGUUCAUACGACACGAAGGCUGAGUGCUAAGACAGAGUCAAACGUGGAGAAAAAGGCUGCCUCUGGCUAUUUCGAGCAUUCAAGAACUCACUUGACGCAAACAAACCGUGCGCUGUUAGUAGGCGUUUUCCAAAACCAGCCUCUCACAUAUGUUUUGGGCGCACAAAAAAUACUUGACUUGGAUAUCGUGCAGCUACAUGGCUCAGAGCCUAUCGAAUGGGCAAGACUGAUUCCAGUACCAGUCAUCCGAAGAUUUGGGCCUGGUGACCGCGACUUGGGCGUUAGGACUUACCAUACCUUACCAUUACUCGACUCGGCUGCAGGUGGUACUGGUCAAAGCGUCGAUUUAGAAGCUGUGAUCGUGGCAUUGAAAGCCAAUGACGACUUGAGGGUGAUACUUGCUGGAGGUUUGACACCAAAUAAUAUUAGCGACAUCUUGGCUCAAUUGAAAGAUCACUUGCACCAGAUCGUAGGCGUCGAUGUCAGUAGUGGUGUCGAAACUGACGGCAAACAAGACGAGGAGAAAAUCAAAGCCUUCAUUGCAAAUGCAAAGAGCUAUUGCUGA
Messenger RNA from Bacidia gigantensis, 2322 nucleotides. RefSeq lists its product as uncharacterized. The record is from RefSeq and is a predicted model, not a curated record. Gene Ontology annotation, molecular function: anthranilate synthase activity; phosphoribosylanthranilate isomerase activity; indole-3-glycerol-phosphate synthase activity. Gene Ontology annotation, cellular component: cytosol. The coding region runs from base 1 to 2322 and encodes 773 amino acids. Gene Ontology annotation, biological process: L-tryptophan biosynthetic process. NCBI's taxonomy places the organism in Eukaryota, Fungi, Ascomycota, Lecanoromycetes, Lecanorales, Ramalinaceae. The transcript has a single exon.